ACUGCCAUACAUGGGCAAUUUUCUGAACAGUCCUUUUGUGUGUGUGUGUGUCUGUGUGCUGCCGGCUGGAAUUUCGCCCUCUGACGUCACUGCCUGUUACUCUCCCAGAUUUGGGAAAAAGAAGUUUCACUUUAAGUGGGGAUUUGAAACUCAGUGAUUCUUAGAAAGCAAGGUUUGUGAUUAUUGGGUGAUUCGUUUUUGCUCCUGUCUGUUUGUUGGAAGAUAAUCUGAUAUUUAUACAGAACCAUGUGGGGUGGCCAGAAUGAUGGUGACCAUCAAGGUCAUGUGACUGCACGGAUGGAGACCUGCUUACCUAUGGGUACCACCAGCAUUUCUGUAUCCCAGCAACAGUCUCCUAAGAAGUUUGCUCCUGUUGUGGCUCCCAAGCCCAAGUUCAACCCUUAUAAACAACCGGGGGAGGCAGCACACGAGGGAGCUGGGGACUAUCCUCCACCUCCUCCACCUGCUGUUGACACCAGCGGGCUCCCUUGCCCCUCCACCUUCCCACCUCCUCCACCCAUGGAUGAGAGCUCCUUCGGCUUUCAGAUAAAGGGACCAGAGAAAACUCUAGAGGAGCGGCGUUCCAGUCUGGAUGCUGAGAUCGACUCCCUGACGAGCAUCCUGGCCGACCUAGAGAGCAGCUCCCCGUACAAACCGCGCACGCCACAGAAUUCUGCCAACCCAGCUGUGUCAGGCUCCAGUGCCCCUGUCACAGGCUACAGGCGCAUGGUUAUUCCAACCCAACCUCCUCUAACUGCUACCAAGAAAUCCACCCCGAAACCACAGGCCCCUCCAACUGUCUCUCCUGCGGCUUCCCCUGCUCCACGCCCUCAAUACCAGCCCACUCCCCAACCUGUCCCAGCAUCCUACACCACUGCCUCCACCCCGAGCCAACCCACCUUCAAUGUUCAGGUCAGGGCGGCCCAUUCUGGGCCCCAGCAGCAGCCGAUUCGCACCCCAGCCCAGGUGCAGUACAUGCCGGCUCAACCCAGAGCCCCUGACUUCGCAUACGGGCCUCCGCAGCCGGGAUUCUGCCCAGCUCCUUCAGGAGGCUACCAGGACCAGCACUAUGGUGGAGCUCCUGGUUAUGGAGGCCACAACACAUGGAGAGCUGAGCCAAGUCACCACGCUCCUCCUCCUGCCAGCCAAGGUUACCAGCCCAUCCCUCCGAAAAAGACCUACAUCACUGACCCUCCAGCCAGCCUGGCACCCUUCGGUGGUGGGCCUUCUGUUCCUCAUAAGGGCCGUCCUGAGGAGGAGCUGGACCGCCUGACUAAGAAGAUGUUGUAUGACAUGGACAACCCUCCCUCUCAGGAGUAUUUUGGUCGGUGUGCAAGCUGUGGAGAGAAUGUGGUGGGUGAGGGGACAGGUUGUACUGCCAUGGACCAGGUCUUCCAUGUGGACUGCUUCAUCUGCAUGACCUGUGGCUCCAAGCUCAGAGGGAAGCCUUUUUAUGCUGUUGAAAAGAAAGCUUACUGCGAGCCCUGCUAUAUUAACACCCUGGAGACCUGCAACAUAUGUAGUAAGCCUAUAAUGGAGCGUAUCCUGCGGGCGACUGGGAAGGCCUAUCAUCCUCAUUGCUUUACCUGUGUGGUGUGCCACCGAAGUCUGGACGGCAUUCCCUUUACUGUGGACGCCUCAAACCACAUCCACUGCAUUGAAGACUUCCACAAAAAAUUUGCCCCACGUUGCUCUGUGUGUAAAGAGCCCAUAAUGCCAGCUCCUGGUCAGGAGGAGACUGUGCGUAUUGUUGCCUUGGACCGUGACUUCCAUGUGCAGUGUUACCGCUGUGAGGACUGUGGCUGUCUUCUCUCUGAGGGGGACAAUCAGGGUUGCUACCCUCUGGAUGGGCAUGUUCUCUGCAAAAAUUGCAACACCAGUCGCAUCCAGGCCCUCACUGCCAAGGCUACGACUGACCUCUGAGUCACAAACAUACAGUAUAUACAUGCACAUCCCUGGUAUCACUGCAGAUGCAUUCAUCAAAUCCUGAGAAACACCAUAUCCUGUCAAAUCACUGCAUGCAAAUAUUUAUGCCUAGACAUACUCAAUGCACAUGCACGCAUAAAGCUGUCAGUCCACUUAAGAAGCCACAUCUUUUCUUAUUGCUCAUGCGCCUCCACACACUGUAUUGAAAUUGCACUCAUUUAUUCUGUCCAGGGAAAAGUAUUCCUUCUUAUAAGCAGACAUGUAUUCCUCAAGGCUCACAACAGCUGCUUUUGAACACCUAAAUAAUGUACAGGUAGACCUUAUUAGAGAUAUAUAGAGACGGAUGGUGUUUUCAAAAUGCUCCAAUCAUUUUUAACAAUGUUUUUAAAGCAAUAGUUUAUCCAAAAUUGAAAAUGCUGUCAUCAUUUACUCACCCUUGUGUCGUUCCAAACCUUGUCGUUCUUUCUUCCAUGGAACACAAAAGGAGAUGUUCGGCAGAAUGUUAGCCUCAGUCACCAUUCACUUUCAUUGUCUGAAAAAAAAAAAAAAAAAAGAUGCAAUGAAAGUGAAUGGUGACUGAAGAUAACAUUCUGAGGGUGAGUAAAUGAUGGCAGAAUUUUUGGGUGCACUAUCCCAUUAAUAAUAGUUGAUAAAACCCUCAUAGAACAUCACAAGACACUACCUCUGAAAAGAGACCAUGCUCUACAAUCACUAUAAUUUUUGGUAUCUAUCUGACCUAUGGCUUUGAUUUUAAAAUGUAUAUCUCUGUUGAAACUGUAUUUCACCAUCAAUCACAGAGGCAAUAUCUAUGGAAAUAUGCUUUCAUGCAGUGCUACCAGUUAUAUAAACAAAGUCACACCAAUGGAUACAAGUAUACAAACUCAUACAUUCACUGCAAUGGCUUUUCAUAGCUUUAUCUUAUAAUGCAGAUACAAACAUGCUUGCCAGGAAUUUUUCACAAUAUAUCAUUCAAACACAGUUGAAUAGCAUUUUAAAUGGAUAUAACAUUGAAACCUCCUGAUAUAUUAUGAUGCCUUUGAUCAUUUCUGUUGGGAAGCUUGAGGUUUCAUUUUUGCAAAGGUACAUGACAUUUACAGGUAUAGAAAGACCCUGACUCUGACCUUGAUUCAUGCAUCAGACUUGCUUCAUUAUCAGCAUGUUUUGAUAACAUACAGGUGUAAACACUGUUUAUAAACACACAGCCUUUUUAUGUACACAUUUCUGAAUUCACCCUUUGAGAUAAAAGUUACCAAAGAGCUACAUUUACUUUCUCUGGGAAAGUGUGUAUGUAUAUUGUUGUUUGCUUAUGAAAUCUGGGAAAUCGGGAAGAGUAUUUUAUCACUUAAGGACUGUGAAUAACCUUCAGUAGCUCAUGUAAGACUCAAAGCCCAAAUAUGCUGUGGUUCAUUUAGUGCGAUCUCCUGUUUCGUCCUCAAUGGAACACUUUAAUUCAAGCUAAUUUAAUAAGAAAUAUCCUAUGCUUAGAGAUUUUUUUGUGGUUUGGUAUUAUUUUUUCCAGUUGCGCUCAGUUAUUGCAUUUAUUUGUAUAUCAUGAGUGAAAAAUAUUGAGGAUGUAUUGGGAUAAAAUGUAUGUAUGCAUUUUCAGAUAUGCACAGUGAAUUGUGUAAUACUUAACUAUGUAAUAGCAGAAUGAGAAUAAUUUGGUAUUAAUUUAAAAGUCUCAGAGGAAAAAAUGAAUGCUCUCUGAUUAGGUUUAAAGUGUGACAAUCAGGGCAGAAAGGAUUUGGGAAAAACUGUGUUGUAUUUUUUCUAAUUUGAUCUAUAGUAAGACUUAAAAGGCUGAUGUGCUCUCUUACACAGCCCAGUGAUCAAUAUUUUAAAUAUCCUCAAAUUGUGAAUUUAUUGUAGUAUUAGUUACUUAUAAGAUAGAUAUUAAAAAUAGGAAAACCAUAUAAGGAUAAGAAUUCUACUUUCAUAAUUUUGUAAAUGGAUAAUAUCAUUAUGCAAAUUUCUUCUAUGUUGUUGCAUUGACACUUUACUUAAAGGGAUAGUUCACCCAGAAAUGAAAAUUCUCUAAUCAUUUACUCACCCUCAUACCAUACCAGAUGUGUAUGACUUUCUUUCUUCUGCUGAACACAAACAAAGAUUCUAAAAAAAAAAAAAUGAUCAGCUCUGUAGGUCCAUACAAUGCAAGUGAAUGGUGGCCAGCACCAAAAAGUAUAUAAAGGCAGCAUAAAAGUAAUCCAAAUGACUCCGGUGGUUAAAUCCAUUUCUUUAAAAGAUAGGUGUGGGUGAGAAACAGAUCAACAUUUAAGUCCUUUUUUAUGAUCAAUACCCAUUUACACUUUCACAUUCUUCUUUUGUUUUUGCCAAAUUGCAUUCUUCAUGCAUAUUGCCAUCUACUGGGCAGGGAGGAGAAUUUAUAGUAAAAAAGGACAUCAAUAUUGAUCCGUUUCUCACCCACACCUAUCAUAUCACUUCUGAAGACAUGAAUUUAACCACUGGAGUCGUAUGGAUUACUUCUGUGCUGCCUUUAUGUGUGUUUUGGGGCUUCAAAAUUUGGUACCUAUUCACUUGCAUUGUGAGGACCUACAGAGCUGAGAUAUUCUUCUAAAAAUCUUUGUUUGUGUUCAGCGGAAGAAAGAAAGUCAUACACAUCUGGAAUGGCAUGAGGGUGAGUAAAUAACGAGAGAAUGUUUAUUUUUGGGUGAACUAUCCCUUUAAGAAUGAUAUGCAGACAUUUUUAUUCAUGUGUUUGAGCUGUUCUUAAAACUACAGUGCACACAGUUUUGGAAAAUCAGAAAUUAUGAAUAUAUAUCUACAGAGUGCCAUCAUAAAUUUAGAGGUUUCAAGAGUUAACAACCCAGGGAAAUUUCAGUCAUAUCGGUUUACUGCAGUGAUGCCCCAGGGAACUUCCCCUCUGGUUGCAAGGGUAAAUUCAGAUGUGAAAAACAUAAUAUAUAUGCAUACUACAUAUUAAUAUAUAUAUAUAUAUAUAUAUAUAUAUAUAUAUAUAUAUAUAUAUAUAUAUAUAUAUAUAUAUAUAUAUAUGUGUGUGGUCACAGAUCCUUCUUGAUUUAUUAUGGCAGUUUGUGGAUUGUUCAGUAUGUAAAACUAAAUGCGCUGUGGCUUUAAGCCACGAGAGCUACAUUUGUGCUUCAGUGCUUCAAUCUAUACCUCCUUUUCUUAGUACCUUUUCUAAAUGUGCUGUGCCUUUUCCAGCCUGUGUGGAACUGUGGUGUUUUAACUUGAUUGAGCACAGAAACAGCUGUUUGUGGCUGGUGCUGUGUGUAGUUUUAUUUUUGUUUUGUUUUUUUUUGCAAUUCACACUACCUAGAGGCAACGCAUAUUUGCUACUUGAACUGAUCUUUUUUUCCAUUUUUUUAGGUAGAAAGACCAAAUAUUUCAAGUCUUAAUUAGACAUUUGAGUGUUGAAAUAUUAAGAGUGUUAUUGGAAAGAAAAUUAUUUCUGAAUUACUUGCCACAAAUAGGCUGUCCUUACUUUCCCUUGCUUUUUACAUCCCAAAAACGAAAUCUCAAGUUCUUCUUACACAUAUUGCAGAUAGAUUUGUCUCAAUUUGAAUUUAAUUAAUUAUUUUUUAUCUAUAAAGCAUUCCUUUACCAUUUAAGUUGUAUUUGUAAGGGUUUUAUUCUGUUAUUCAAGUAUAUGAUCUGGUGCAAUUGCGCACACACAGUACCUAGUUUCAUGUUGUGCCAAUUUGUGAUCAUUACAAUAGCAAAAACCUGCUGAUUAUAUAAGACUGUUGUUGCAACAUAUUCCAAAUACCAGCAUUUAAUUGCCAUUGAAAUACAUGAGUAAAACCUAUAGAAAACAUAUAGGACUGGUGGAAAGCUGUCAUAUACCGAACAGGGCACUUUUAUGUUUUUGUUUCCUUUCAUCAAAAAAGGUAGUUUAAAGGAACCUAAUAUGUGCCCUGGUGACAUUCUAAUUAUGUACUUGGAUUCUGUUCUUCCACUCUGAUGUUUUCAUCAUGUACAACUUCCUCUAUAAUUAAUAAACCUUUUGAAAAACUC
Myxocyprinus asiaticus (Chinese sucker) is the source of this 5922-nucleotide messenger RNA. RefSeq names its product lipoma-preferred partner homolog. Gene Ontology annotation, biological process: cell-cell adhesion. The coding region runs from base 247 to 1923 and encodes 558 amino acids. The transcript has 11 exons. Gene Ontology annotation, cellular component: stress fiber; focal adhesion. Lineage: Eukaryota; Metazoa; Chordata; Actinopteri; Cypriniformes; Catostomidae. The record is from RefSeq and is a predicted model, not a curated record.